Molecule: messenger RNA, 2379 nt
Organism: Leptomonas pyrrhocoris
Lineage: Eukaryota; Euglenozoa; Kinetoplastea; Trypanosomatida; Trypanosomatidae
Product: inositol 5-phosphatase-like protein
Exons: 1
Coding region: 1-2379 (792 amino acids)
Biological process (GO): phosphatidylinositol dephosphorylation
Molecular function (GO): phosphatase activity
Source: RefSeq, a predicted model, not a curated record
AUGCCGACGAAGCUGCAGCAGCAGAAGCCGGCGCCCCUCGUUGCCACCAUGAAGACGGAAGGGACCUCGACGCACAAGGCCCCGUUGUGGGCCCGCGUUAUCGUGAUCGUCGUGGAGGUGCUCGUGUGGGCACUCUCCCUGGGUUUCGUGAAAUGCAUCCCAGUGCUCGAACGCGCGCUGGGCUACUCGCCUCAGUGGCAUGAGCGUGACAAAGCGGAGAAAGGCAUCAAAGGUGCCCUCCGGUCCGGCAUGGGCGCUGCAUGUCGCCUCGCCCAACCACUGCUGCGCAUUGAGACGGAGUUCUCUCAGGACACCGGCGUCGACAGCGCCAACGUACUCACUCCGCGCACUGCCACCGCGUACGAGGAGACACUCAAGACACGCCUGCAGGUCAACGCGCGCAUUCGCAGCUUCCUACAUGACGUCUCGCUGGAGGAGCUUGAGGCUCCGUUUUUGGUGAACGCGUGUACGUGGAACGUGGAUCAGCAGCCCCCACCAGUGCACGAGGAGGCGUUUAUGGUGUGGUUGCUGGGCCACGAACUCACAGAAGAGCUGAAGCACUACCAGGAGCACAAGCGAUGCGUGAUGGCGAAUGGUGGGACGGUGCCUACGGUGUCUUCGCCCAACGCGACUUCCACCAUGCGGGCGCGCAAGAUGUUUGCGGCGGCGGCUGGCACUGGCAACAAUUCGACAUCUGCCCUACAAGCCUCCCUGUCUCCGGCUGUCUCUGAGGACCAAGAGAGCAAUGAUCCGCUGCAAACGGAGUGGCAGUGGCUUGAAGGGAAAUUUCCCGAUUUGCUUCUCGUCAGCCUGCAGGAGGUGGAGAUGACCGGGACGGCCCUUGUGCGAGAAUCGACGCAGCGGCGUUGGGAGUGGACGGACGCCAUCAUCGAAACUCUCUUGGCUGCCUCGGAUCGCGCCAUUGAAUACAGAAAACUGCAGGUGGUGCAGCUGGUAGGGCUCGUCUUGAUCGUUCUCGUGCAGGCAAAGCACGUCGACUACGUCUCGCACGUCCGCCUCUCCCUCACGCGGACAGGGGCGUUGUCGAUGCUAGGCAACAAAGGCUCCGUCGCCAUGCGCGCCACCAUCUACGGCAAACGCUUCCUCUUUAUCUCCGCCCACUUCGUCGCACACACGUACAACGAAAAGAAGCGCACCGGCAACUACCAGUCGGCGCUGAAAGACAUUCGCUUUAACAUGCCGGCGUGGUCGGACGACGAGAGUGAGGUGCUGCAGACCUUCAUGAACGCCGCGAAGGCGUCGGACCAGACGAUGGAGAACUCCUCCAUGAUCGACAGCAGUUCGUGGGACCCGUUGUUUCGUUUCCGCAACACCGCCUUUCCACCGAGCUUCUCCACGGCAGCGGAGACGCGUGUGCUGGAUGACCACGACUACGUCUUUUUUUUUGGCGACCUGAACUCGCGCCUGCAUGCGCUGCCAGGGUUAGAGAUCCGGGAGUCCGUGGAGAACGUCGAGUACGACUACUUACUGUGCCACGACGAGCUGCGCCAGGUCAUGGUCUCCGGCGAGGCUUUUGACGGCUUCCAGGAGCAGUGGAUCACGUUUCCUCCCACCUACAAGUUUGACCGUGGCACCGAUGCCUACGACACAAGCCGCAAGCACCGCGACCCGGCGUGGUGCGAUCGUGUGCUCUUUCGCGUGUCAGAAAACAGGGAAGCGGCCACGUUGAGGGAGGAGGGAGAACGCAGCAACGAUCUUGAUGCCAGGCAAGGGGACGGGAGGAAUAACGGCAGCAACGGCAGCUCGCCAACGUCGCGUCGCCGCUCGUCGGGGUCGCACUCCUCCAACGCCGGCGGAGGCGCAGUGCACAGCUCCCGCGCGGCCAGUCCGGGUGGUGAUUGGGUCUCUCUGGAGGAUCUGCAGCGCAGCGCUCUUUCACAGCCGGUAGAGGCGGAAGUCGGCAGCCUGUCCAGCUCUGCCUCCUCUGAGUACGCGUGUGACGACGAUGAUCGCUCGAAAGGCUCGCUUCUCCAUUCCGAGCAGCGCGCCGCGGCAAUGGUUGCCGUGGCGGCGCAGAACGGAUUCGACUCCCCGCUGUCGCUGCUGCACAAAAAGGCUGCCUCGCCCACGCUGCUGUCCCGCGCCGCCUCGCACCCAGUGUGGGAACACAAGCGCACCGCGCCGACGUUUUGUGCGGUGCGUCGACCACGCGGUGCGGAGCCGUCAUCGAACCCCUUUGCGGUGCGCUUUCCGAUGGUGACGAAUCACAUCAACGCGCUCGAGUACACGCACGUGCCGGCGUUGCGGCAGUCUGACCAUCGUCCGGUGCGGGCGCGGUUUGAGGUGAAGGUCGUCGCCUUGGAACCGUCCACCGUCAACGAAAUUGUGGAGAGCGUCCGUCAGGUAAUAGAUGAUUGA